AUUUAGAUUAGUAGAAAACAUAAUUCUAACGUCAACCCCAAACGACUUGCUUUAGCAAUCCAAAAAUCCUCUUUCUCCAGGAAAGAGAAAAAAAAGAAACAUGAGGGCACAGCAGAGGCCGAUCCACGCGGUGUCGAUGUGGGUGAGACGACAGCCGCCGAAGGUGAAGGCUUUUUUGGCGGUAGUAUCCGGGAUGGCAGCGCUUGUUCUUCUUCGAUUCAUCGUUCACGACCAUGAUAACCUCUUCGUCGCUGCGGAGGCUGUUCACUCCAUCGGAAUCUCUGUCCUUAUCUAUAAGCUCACAAAGGAGAAGACUUGUGCUGGACUAUCACUCAAAUCCCAAGAACUAACAGCUAUCUUUUUAGCUGUUAGGCUGUAUUGUAGCUUUGUCAUGGAAUAUGAUAUACAUACGGUACUUGAUUUGGCCACAUUGGCUACAACAUUAUGGGUUAUUUAUAUGAUCCGUUUCAGACUAAAGUCCAGCUACAUGGAAGAGAAGGACAACUUUGCUUUAUAUUAUGUUCUUGUCCCAUGUGCAGUACUGGCUCUAUUUAUUCACCCCUCAACAUCUCAUAAUAUAGUGAACCGGAUUUCUUGGGCAUUCUGUGUAUAUCUAGAAGCUGUUUCAGUUUUACCUCAGUUGCAAGUGAUGCAAAAUACUAAGAUUGUUGAGCCUUUCACAGCUCAUUAUGUAUUUGCAUUGGGUGUUGCAAGGUUCCUCAGCUGUGCUCACUGGGUUCUCCAGGUUUUAGACAGUCGAGGACAUUUGCUGGUAGCCCUAGGUUAUGGAUUGUGGCCCUCCAUGGUUCUUAUAUCGGAGAUUGUUCAAACUUUCAUUUUAGCAGACUUCUGUUACUAUUAUAUCAAGAGUGUCUUUGGAGGGCAGCUUGUUCUCCGUCUUCCCUCCGGAGUAGUAUAACUGAAGAUGCUGCUUUGCUUUGGUCGAUGAGCUUGUUGCCGAAAGAAAGUAUUAACUUGGUUACAAAUGCGACUAGGUAUCCAUAUUUUAAGUUUCCUUACGACUGGAAUUAGCGGAUUGUUUGUAAAUUUGUUUUUUGGGGGAAAGGGGGGGUUGCUAAAGCUUUGGGUGGAUAUUAAUAUUGAAAACAUUUCAUAGACGGAGUCCAAUACUAAUGUUUUGCUUGUAUGAAGUGAAUUAUUAUAGAC
Hibiscus syriacus is the source of this 1167-nucleotide messenger RNA. RefSeq names its product ER lumen protein-retaining receptor erd-2.2-like. The coding region runs from base 101 to 919 and encodes 272 amino acids. Gene Ontology annotation, molecular function: ER lumen protein retrieval receptor activity. Lineage: Eukaryota; Viridiplantae; Streptophyta; Magnoliopsida; Malvales; Malvaceae. Gene Ontology annotation, biological process: protein retention in ER lumen. Gene Ontology annotation, cellular component: membrane. The transcript has 7 exons. The record is from RefSeq and is a predicted model, not a curated record.